AUGCAUUUAGGUUGCAAUGGAACAUGAGGAGACAUUGGCAAAUAUGGCUAGGAACACACGCCAGGGUCAAACGAAUCGACGAACUGGUAAUAGCAAUCGACGAGGGAAUGUGACUAAUAAUGGUAGUGGUUCACAAGCAGUCGGAGGAAAUCAGGAGCAAGAGUUGGGACACCAAGAACAAGCUGCAAUCCCCAAUAAAAUUGAAAUGGUUCAAGUGCUUCAAACGUUGGCCGGGGUGGUGCAACAACAAACCACCAUAGGGAAUAACUUGACUAGACUUAUGGAGCAACAACAGCGGAUGCAGCCAGGUGUUGGGCCACAACCAAGGCCACGUUGUAACAUUACCGAGUUUAAGAAGAUAGCCUUGGCAUUUGACGGAGCCACAGACCCUUUGGAGGCUGAAAAAUGGUUGACAGAAAUGGAGAAGUUGUUUCCCGUUUUUGAGUGUACGGAUGAUCAGAAGGUGACCUAUGCUACGUUUAUGCUACAAGGGAUAGCUAAUGAUUGGUGGCAGAUGGAGAAGCGCAUACACGAGCAUGAUGCCAACCCCUAUACAUGGGAAAGGUUUAAGAAGGCAUUCAAUGAGAAAUACUUCCCUAGGAGUGUUCGUCUACAAAAAAAAAAGGGAAUUUUCGAAGUUAGAGCAAGGGAAUAA
Messenger RNA from Camellia sinensis, 655 nucleotides. The record is from RefSeq and is a predicted model, not a curated record. Lineage: Eukaryota; Viridiplantae; Streptophyta; Magnoliopsida; Ericales; Theaceae.